AUUCGAUUCUCUUCUUCUCUUCUUCUCUCUUCACGAAACUUCUCAAACAUUCAUAUCGAUUCUUCCAAAAACAUCAACCUCGUAUCCAUUAUAAAUUAUUCUCAUCCAUCUUUCUUCCAUUAAUAUAACAGCAACUGAGCAAGAUCUUGAUUCUCUCAAAUAUCAGAAACCAGAAACAGUUUUCAUAUUGAUAUUAACAAAAAUCAUGCAUUUUAACAACAACAGGACAGCGACACCUUUUUCCUUGUACAAAACCAAAUACGGUGCUCCUCGUUACAACAAGACACCGUCAAAGGUGGUCUCGAUUCCGGUUCAUUUCGUUGGGUCUGAGAGUAACAGAAACGAUUUAGCCACCAAGAUUCAGAGGGUUGCAAGAGGGUAUCUUGUGAGAAAGAGUGUGAAGAAGAUGUUGAAGCUAAAGGUGGAGAUGGAGGAGAUUGAGAAGAAGGUGAAUGAUGAAGAAACGGUGAUGAUGAUGAAGAAGGAGCAAAAAGAGAGGAUAAGGAUGGGUGAAACCAUCAUGAAUUUGCUUCUUAGGUUGGAUUCUGUUAGAGUGUUCAAUUGUUGUGCUCUUAGGGACUUGAGAAAGUUGCUUAUUAAAAGGGCCAUUUUUCUUCAAGAAUUUGUUGAUAAAACUCAAACAGUGGGUCCCACAGAUGGGGUUGAAGAUGUUGAGGGUAAGUGUGAUGGAGUUAAAGAAAAUUGUUUGGAGAAGGAAGAAGUUCAGGGUGAGGUGGAGAAUGAAGGAGGUGAAAAAAUGGAAUCUUUGGUGGAUGAAGAGAAAAAUGUGGAUGAAGAGAGUGUUGGAUCAAGUUUGGUGGAGCAAGAAAUUGAGGAGGAUAGUGUGAAUGUGAAAGAAGAUGAGGAUAGAAAUGUAAUUAGUUGUGAGGAGGAAGAGAAUAGGGAAAUUUUGAAAAGGAUGAUGGAUGAUAAUGAGAAGAUGAUGAAUAUGAUGACACAACUGUUUGAGAAGAAUGAGAAACAAACAUCACUUCUCACAUCUCUCACACAAAGAGUGGAGCAGCUUGAGAGAGCAUUCACUUGUGACAAGUUGAAGAAGAAGAAUAAGAGGAGGAGACAUUUUGAUGCCAAACAUAAAUAUCAAUAAUGCCAAACAUAAUGGCUUUUGCUUUGGUUUCUUUUUGUAUUAUUCUUUUGUGCUGAAUUUUGUUGUCUCAUUUAGGUGUUUAUUGUGAUCAAUGUAACUCUACUAAAUUCAAUGAAGUGCCUAUCAAUUUCCUUAUUAA
This is a messenger RNA of Lathyrus oleraceus (garden pea), 1247 nucleotides long. Its product is annotated as BAG family molecular chaperone regulator 5, mitochondrial. The record is from RefSeq and is a predicted model, not a curated record. Gene Ontology annotation, molecular function: protein-folding chaperone binding. The transcript has a single exon. Bases 206 to 1108 code for a protein of 300 amino acids. Gene Ontology annotation, cellular component: plasmodesma. Lineage: Eukaryota; Viridiplantae; Streptophyta; Magnoliopsida; Fabales; Fabaceae. Gene Ontology annotation, biological process: protein folding.